Adelges cooleyi (spruce gall adelgid) is the source of this 3683-nucleotide messenger RNA. It is a transcript of the gene Dmtn, whose product is annotated as transmembrane and coiled-coil domains protein 2. The transcript has 9 exons. Gene Ontology annotation, cellular component: endomembrane system. The record is from RefSeq and is a predicted model, not a curated record. The coding region runs from base 303 to 1880 and encodes 525 amino acids. Lineage: Eukaryota; Metazoa; Arthropoda; Insecta; Hemiptera; Adelgidae.
UACUUACUCAGUGAUUGCUUAUCUGACGAUAAAAUUUCGCCUUUUGUGUUGUUUUGUAGUAUUUGGCAAUAGGUGUGUGUGUGUGUAUAUAUAAUGCAAUAAUGUACUGCGAAUAUUUUAACAUAUUACAAUAUAAAACAUUUUACUAGUCGAUUUCAAAAAUGUUUGCAUAGAUGUGUUGGUUAAUUUAAAAUCUGCUGGUUAUUGGCCGGCCAAUAGCCAUGCAAUUAUUAUGUCAAAAAUGCAUUGAUAUUAGACCUUAAAUAUUCUACAUCGGGUGUUAUCUAAGACAAAAAAAUCCUAUGCCCAAAAUGGCUAACAAACCGUGGAACGCUGCUACUUUUUCUGCUGAUGAAAUUGCAAUGAGCCGUUGCAAAUCGCCUGUUGGAUCGUCAGGAAGUAUUAGAGUAGUACGCCACGAACGGGGAGGUUCGGCUGAUACUGGUCUCAUAAGGGCAGAUAAUUUGUCCAGUUAUGCGUCAAGUGAAGAACCUAAUCCUACUGGUGCCAACGAAGAUGAUGGGGAUAUUUUCUAUAAUUCGUACGGCACAUAUAACGGUAGCGAAUUGGCAGAUGACGCAGACGGUACCAAGACUAGAGCUGCCAUGGACCAUGUCCGUUCCAAAAUUACACGUACAAAAGAUCUGAUACGUAGUGAACAAACUGCAAGAGAUGAUAAUGUAAAUGAAUAUUUAAAGUUAGCGUCAAAUGCAGAUAAACAACAGUUGGCACGUAUUAAAUCAAUUUUUGAAAAGAAAAAUCAGAAAUCUGCUGUUAGUAUAUCACAGCUGCAAAAAAAACUCGAAGGAUAUAACAAACGACUUAAAGACCUCGAAACACACGGGCUCACUACUUCACAUCACCUGAAACAACCCAAAGAAAUGCUGAGAGAUGUUGGACAUGGUUUAAGGCAUGUUGGAGGAAACAUAAGAGAUGGAAUUUCUGGCUUAUCUGGAUCUGUCAUGUCAAAACCACGAGAAUUUGCUCACCUUAUUCGUAACAAAUUUGGCAGUGCUGAUAAUAUCAAUUCGAUAUCAAAAUUUUAUUUAGGAUCCAGUGAAGUCGAUUUAACAGAAGACAGUAGUGACAAACAAAGCAGUCGUAACCACCACGGUAGUGCAACGUUACCUGGCGGUGUUGGCCUUCACACGUCAACUACUAAUGGCCCUGCUGCAUCUCGUAGUGAAGACGGUGCUUCGGAAUGCAGUUCUGUGACGAGCGAAUCAAUACCUCCACGAACUGGGCAAGCUCCACCGCCACCUACAUCUGUGACCACGUCUUUGGAACCAGUUUGGGCGGAAUUAGAUCAUUUACGAUCGAAAAUGGAACACAUAAAACAGUUGGUGUCCAAAGAUAUGGAUAAGAUAGCUUCCUUAAAUCAUUCCCUUCAAGAAGAACGCUUUCGAACCGAACGGUUAGAGGAGCAAAUCAACGACUUGACUGAAUUGCAUCAAAACGAAGUGGAAAAUCUCAAACAGACCAUCACAGAUAUGGAAGAAAAAGUGCAAUAUCAAAGCGAGGAAAGACUUCGCGACAUACACGAGAUGCUUGAAGCGUGUCAAACAAAAAUGUCGAAAAUGGAACAUCAACAGGCGCAACAUCAACAGUACGUCACUCUGGAGGGCUUAGACAAUUCUAACGCGCGAGCGUUGGUUGUAAAAUUGAUAAACGUUUUACUCACCGUACUCCAGGUGGUCUUACUUCUAGUAGCUACGUUUGCUGGCAUUCUAAUGCCGUUCCUCAGGACUCGUUUACGAAUAAUUACCACCACGGCCGUUGUAGCUGGAUUGUUUAUUGCUGUUAAACAGUGGCCGGAUAGCAUUAGUCUGAGUGAUUACCUCAUAAAGCAUGGCAAACAAGCCCUUCUAUCGGUGAAAUAGUUUUCUCUCGUAUCCACGAAUAAAACUUACCUACCUACACUUACACCACACAACAUUUUAUGUUGAUUAAUAGAUGGUAUUUCCAUUUAUGCCCAAAUUUACCAUGACAAUUUUGAUAAAAAAAAUAUAUAUAUCACGACAGAAUUAAGAAAAAAAUUAUAGUCAUAAAUUAUCCUUCAUUUACGUUUGAACGAUAUUUUUCAGAAAUAGACAAUAUAAUAUUUACCCUUUUUCUCUCACACUCUGUCAUGACUAUUAAUUUUUUUUUUUUUUUUAUUAAACUUAUAUUUUAUAUCAAUUCAACUGUCAUUUUUUACUAUAUUAUACCCAUAACGUGUAUUGUUUUAUUAUUUUUUUUUAUAUAUAUAAUUGGUAGGCAAUAUGUAGGGCUGUAUGGUGAACCACCAACGGUGAUAGCGAUUACAACGAAACGGUAGCACUUAACUAUUGUAAUUUGCAAUGAUUUUUAUUGUAUUUUUAUAUCCCAACAAUAUAUUUUUUAUUUAUUUUUAUAUUUUUAUUAAUUUUAAUUGUGCUUUGCUCUCCCUUUCCUCCCCACAAUAUGUUAUAGUUUAAGGAAUAAUGUGAUUUAUUAUAAAUUCUUACAUCAUUUUGUUAUUUUUGUAAAUAACUUUACGUAGUCAAUAUUUUAAACAUUAUAUAAUUUUUAGAAUAAAUGAUUGGCCUUUGCGGUUCACAUAUUGAACCAUUCUUUAUAGUUUAAUAAUAUUUUAUAGUAUUAUAAUUGAUAAGUAGUUAUUAAAGUAUGAUAUUAAGUAUGUGACAAUGAUAAUGUGUAAUAUGCUCUAGCUUAAUGUUUCUUACUUCUCUAUAUUCCAUCUAGUAGUUUUUUACAUUAUUAUUAUAUUUUUAAAUAAUAAUAUUGCACUAGUUGUGUGAGAUUUAAGUUAAUUGCCUUCGGUAACAUUACAAUUUGUCUUGAUACAUUUAUAAUCUUCAAUAAAAAUGUAAAUGAACGUGUGCAUUAUUCGUUAAACUAAAUGUACAACAAAGUAAAGUAUUAAUUAAACUAAUUCUAUUUUUUUGUAAGUUAUUCAUGCUUUUAAAAUUGUUUACGAAAUUAUUACAGUCGUUCAUUUUUGAUAAAUAUACAGCUCUGUGCAGAACGUAAAUAAAUAUUUUUGAUUUCAUGUAGUGAAUUAGUGCAAUACUCAUGAUAAUGUCUAUAAAAAUGUUCCUUUAAGGAUUUCUAAAUGUGAAUUGCAUUUAUAUACAAGUCAUAUCGCACACGAAAAGUUACCUUUAUUCUCAUUGUACAUUUGUUUUAUAUUAUUAUACUAAAGAGAUAAAAAUAUAUUUUAUUCCAUUUUCUUUUUACCAAAUUAACUAAUUUUCUCUUCACGGAAAAAAAAAAUAUAUCUAUGGUAUAUACAUAAGUACAUUGCAAUUCUAUUUGGCAUAUUUCGGUAGAAAGUAAAAUUCUCCGUCGGGAAGUUCCUGUUAAUUUAUUAUUUUUGUUUUUUUUUUUACUUGUUUUUUGUUUGUAUUGUCAUUUAAUUAACUUGAUAUGAUAUUUAUAUAAAUGUGAUAAAAAAAUAAUAAUAAAAAAUUCAAGGAUACUCAAUUGUUAAAUCAUUCGAUAGUUGUGAUGCGUUGUCAAUUUGCUGUCAGUAUAUCGUCAUGCGUUAAAAGUACUAGAAGUGACUUAAAGAAAUUUAAGCUUAGAAUAACAUUAAGAUUUUAAUACUAUAUUGUGUAAUAUAUAUUUAUAUUUGUCUGUGUGUCUAGAGAUAUAAUAAUUUAUAAUUGAUAAAUAUUAAAGAUUACCAUUUUAAAUAUGUA